Camellia sinensis is the source of this 468-nucleotide messenger RNA. Lineage: Eukaryota; Viridiplantae; Streptophyta; Magnoliopsida; Ericales; Theaceae. The record is from RefSeq and is a predicted model, not a curated record.
AUGCCAAAUGGAGUGCCAGUAAAUGGUCUGCCUCAAGGCGUGAUCAACGUGAUCCAUAGAAUCAUUGAGCCUGAGCGAGUCUGCAAGCUCAGAGGAAUGAUAAAUAAAGGCGGAGCACAUGAGGGUGUGCUAAGUGUUCAACCGACCUUGAAAAAAGAGAGGACAAAAGCAAAAAAUGUGAUCUCUUUCUCUGAUAGGGACCUAGCAAGGUUGCAGAACCCCCAUAACGAUGCGUUGGUGGUUACCUUAUGCGUCAAGAAUUUUUAUAUCAAAAGGAUCUUGAUCGGUGAAGGGAGUUCAUAUGAAAUCAGGUACCACGAAACCUUCAAGCAAUUACAGUCGAAUGACAGAGACUUGGCACCAAACACGUCUCCAGAAUGGCCAGUUGGCAAGAUUAUUCUGCCGAUCAAAGCUAGCUUGAUAGUCAAACGAGUGGAGUUCUGGGUUUUGAAAGUCUCAUCCACUUAG